Messenger RNA from Selaginella moellendorffii, 1817 nucleotides. Its product is annotated as cryptochrome DASH, chloroplastic/mitochondrial. Gene Ontology annotation, biological process: photoreactive repair. Bases 2 to 1702 code for a protein of 566 amino acids. Gene Ontology annotation, molecular function: DNA photolyase activity; FAD binding; DNA binding. Lineage: Eukaryota; Viridiplantae; Streptophyta; Lycopodiopsida; Selaginellales; Selaginellaceae. The transcript is spliced from 13 exons. The record is from RefSeq and is a predicted model, not a curated record.
UAUGGUGGUUUCUAGCUGCUGCUUCAAGAGAGGGGGAACGCUUCUUCCCAGCUCGGAUUUCUCGACUUUCUACGCAAUUGGUGUGGGAUUUCGUGAUUCGAGGCUCUCGGCGGCAGCUCCUAAGGUGUCGAGGAGAUUGGUGGCGACGAGAGCGAUGGCGGAUGCGGUGGAGAGCAUGAUUCAGAGGUAUAGCUCGGCGGGAUCGAGCAGGAAUGGCAAGGGCGUGUCGAUAAUGUGGUUUAGGAACGAUCUGAGGAUCGUGGAUAAUGAGGCGCUCUUCAAGGCUUGGGCGUCUUCUUCGUCCGUGCUUCCGGUGUAUUGUGUUGAUCCGAGGCACUUUGGGACGACUCACUAUUUUAAAUUUCCAAAGACUGGAGAACUGCGCGCACAGUUUCUUCUAGAAAGUCUGGUGGAUUUGAAGAAAAACUUGAAGAAGAGGGGGUUGGACCUGGUAAUUCGCUCUGGAAAUCCAGAGUUUAUACUACCUUCGCUAGUGGAGGCUGUAGGAGCUGAUACCAUUUAUGCACAAGAAGAAACGUGUAGCGAAGAACUACAAGUGGAAAAAGCUGUUAAGAAGUCAAUUGGCACGAAAGCAAAGCUUGAACUCGUAUGGGGCACAACCAUGUAUCAUUUGAAUGAUCUGCCCUUCACUACUGCCAGGUUACCGGAUGUUUACACACAGUUUCGCAAGGCAGUUGAAAGCUCGUCCCGAGUAAGGCCUUGCCUGAAAUUGCCCCAAACACUUGGUCCUCUUCCAGAUAGCCUUGGAGAAAAAGUUGGGGACCUUGAUAAAGUUCCAAACCUUAGCCACUUAGGAUUGAGACCGCGAGAACAGAGCUCACUUGCGGCAAUGCAAUUUGCCGGUGGGGAAACAGCAGCCAUUCAGAGGCUCUGUGAAUACUUCUGGACUAAGAACUGCUUACGUAACUACAAAGAGACGAGAAAUGGGAUGCUAGGUGCUGAUUAUUCAACAAAGUUUUCCCCUUGGCUGGCUUCGGGCAGCAUAUCACCUCGCUUUAUCCACGAAGAGGUGAAAAGAUACGAGAAAGAACGAACAGCAAACAACUCGACAUACUGGGUUCUGUUUGAGCUGAUUUGGAGAGAUUAUUUUCGCUUUCUGUCAAUGAAAUAUGGGAAUUCUAUAUUUCAUCUAGAAGGACCUCGUAAAGUGAGAACGAAAUCCUGGAGCCAGGACAAAACGCUUUUUGAAGCCUGGCGUACAGGAACCACGGGGUAUAAACGAGUGAACAAACGAGUGAAUUUACUAAUGAAUCAAAUGGACAGGUACCCUCUGAUUGAUGCAAACAUGAAGGAGCUGUAUGCUACAGGUUUUAUGUCGAAUCGUGGUCGUCAGAUUGUUUGCUCGUUUUUGGUCCGUGAUAUGGGGAUUGACUGGCGCAUGGGAGCCGAGUGGUUUGAAUCCUGUCUGCUGGAUUACGAUCCAUGCUCUAACUAUGGAAACUGGACGUAUGGAGCUGGGGUUGGGAAUGAUCCACGAGAAGAUCGCUACUUCAGCAUUCCCAAACAGGCUCAAACUUAUGAUCCCGAUGGGAGCUAUGUUUCUCACUGGAUUCCUCAACUCCAAGAACUUCCCACUGAUGCACGCCACUUUCCCAAGGUGGGCUACUUGAAAAAAAUUGUCCCACUCAGAUUUUCCAACCCGGGACGAACCUCUAAAACCUCUGCGAACUUCAGGAAGUGAGAAAAGAGAAAAUGUGCUUUCUGUGUAAUAGUAUACUAAUAUGGUUUCAAUUAAAACGGAACGGGGGCAUUCCGAGAAUUGAACUCGGGACCUCUCGCACCCUAAGCGAGAAUCA